UUCUCAGCAUUUAGGUGUUAAUGUUUUAUCGAUUUAAGAAACAUGCCAUCCAAAAUUCUGAUCUCCAUGUUGUUUUCCCGCAAACCAAACCAUCACUUCUAUUGGAUUCACCGCUGUGCUUUAAAUAAUUGAAGGGUAUUUGGAUGCUUUAGACAGUAUCACUACAUCGUUUACCGUCUGCGGGUUGAAUCAAGCGUCUGCCAUGAAGGAAUGUACCAUUCUUAUUGUUGUGUUUGGGACAAUCCUCAAAUCCAACUGCCAAAGUACUCAAGAAACAACAAACAAUACAGGUUACCCGGACAUGCCCGAGGAGCUGUUAUUGCAGACGCUGUUCCAGAAGUACAAUAAAAAUGCCCGACCGGCAACGGUCCGUAUGCCUGUAGUUAACAUCGACCACAGCAUGGACCUCAUCCGUAUCAACAGCUUUAGUUUUGAUACGCUGAAGACGGACGUGUGGGUGACGAUGCGAUGGCACGACCCCCGUCUGGUUUGGAUGCCAAACAGUUACUUUGGUCUGACGUCAUUUAGCAUCACCCCAGACAUGGUCUGGACCCCAGAUGUGACGUUAUAUAACGGAGUCGGUGAAAUCCAAAAAGCUGAUCUCUCCCGAAGAAUUGUUGUCAACAACAACGGAAUGGUGCUCUGGCUUUUUCCCGCGCAGCUCGAGAGCACGUGCGUCACUAGAAAUGAAAAUGGCGAACAUGUCUGUCGCUUGAAGUUUGGUUCAUGGACCUACAAUGGCCUACAAUUAAAUCUUACUCACUCGGACAAUCAGUUGGGAAUGUCAAACUAUUACCCUAAUCCUGACUGGGAAAUCACAAGCACUAACUCGUUGCGAAACGUGAUGAAAUACGCGUGUUGUCCGGAACCUUACCCAGACAUCUCCUAUCAGCUGUCCUUCAAAGGGGCAAUGAAGGGAUAGAUCAACAUACACAGAACAUGGACAAAACCUUUUUUUAUUACUCUAAAAUAUCAAACUAAAUCUGUCAACUAAUGCAGUUCGUUCCAAUGUAUUUGUUGUCUUCCAACUUUACUGUGUAUUGCAAUAUAUUGGAAAGUUGGUUGAAUGCUCCACAGCUUUACAUGUAAAUUGCACUUUUUGUUGGAAGUUUUGUUACGCAAACUUUGAUACAAAUGCAACUUAAAACAUUUGC
This is a messenger RNA of Magallana angulata, 1154 nucleotides long. RefSeq names its product neuronal acetylcholine receptor subunit alpha-10-like. The transcript is spliced from 4 exons. Gene Ontology annotation, biological process: monoatomic ion transmembrane transport; regulation of membrane potential; signal transduction. NCBI's taxonomy places the organism in Eukaryota, Metazoa, Mollusca, Bivalvia, Ostreida, Ostreidae. Gene Ontology annotation, cellular component: membrane; synapse; neuron projection. The coding region runs from base 203 to 922 and encodes 239 amino acids. Gene Ontology annotation, molecular function: transmembrane signaling receptor activity; extracellular ligand-gated monoatomic ion channel activity; neurotransmitter receptor activity. The record is from RefSeq and is a predicted model, not a curated record.